Molecule: messenger RNA, 777 nt
Organism: Sphenostylis stenocarpa
Lineage: Eukaryota; Viridiplantae; Streptophyta; Magnoliopsida; Fabales; Fabaceae
Source: the annotation of a GenBank genome assembly
AUGGCAUCAAGAGAUCUAGAGCUCUUGAUUCCUGUGUCCGGCAUAUCAGAAAAUACAUCAAAAUCAUCCACCUCUUCUUCUGCAAACGUUAGUUCCACCCAAAAUCACUCUGGGCAGGAGGCUUUUUUGAAAGUGAUUCGCAGUUGGGCAUCAAAGAAGUUUAUGUCAGGAUGUGUCAUCCUUCUUCCUAUCGCAAUAACAUUCUAUGUCACUUGGGGAUUUAUUCGGUUUGUUGAUGGUUUCUUCUCCCCAAUAUAUAAUCAUCUAGGAAUCAAUAUUUUUGGUCUUGGAUUUAUUACCUCCAUCACUUUCAUAUUCUUGGUUGGAAUUUUCAUGUCAUCAUGGUUAGGAGUUUCAGUUCUCACCCUUGGUGAAUGGUUCAUUAAGAAAAUGCCUUUUGUAAGUUAUAUAUAUGUUGCAUCAAAACAAAUAAGUGCAGCAAUAUCACCUGAUCAAAGCUCAAAUGCUUUUAAGGAAGUUGCUAUUAUAAGACAUCCUCGUGUUGGUGAGUAUGCACUUGGAUUCAUCACUUCUUCAGUUAUUCUAAGGAAUAGAGAUGAUGAAGAACUAUUUUGUGUUUACAUUCCCACGAAUCACUUGUAUAUUGGAGAUAUCUAUCUCAUUAGCCCAAAUGACAUUCUAAGGCCUAAUUUAUCUGUUCGAGAAGGGAUAGAAAUUGUUAUAUCUGGUGGCAUGUCAAUACCUCAAAUAUUAACUACUAUGGAUGCUCAUGUCACAUUUGCUCCCAGAAAGGCAACAUAUUCAUCAAAAGUAUAA